AUGUCAAGCGGCACACCGAAUCAACAAAGGCAUCCUCUUGCGAAAUCUUCCGUGCCCGACUAUGGACCUCCAAUGGCAGAGAUCAACUAUCAAAAACCUCGAUCCACUUACAAAUCACGACAUAUUUCACUGCAAUCAAGGGUGGAUUCCCUGGGGGAGAAGAGCAUGUGGGAUGAUCGAUGGUCAGGUCCAGAUAUCCCAAACACCUAUGGCAACGGACGCAACGCAUCAAACGAAUACCUAGUGAAUCCAAUGGUGUCGGAAAUAUCAGGACGCGACUCGCAGGACGAGGAGUCCCGCUUCCUACCUUCCGCGGACGGCAAAUCAGCGAUAACUCCUCCACCUCCAGAGUCAUACUCGCUGAACAUUUCCACUCUCCACGAGGUAUGUUUCGUUGGAGCGGUGAUCAUGGCGCAAUUUAUGGGGCUGGCAGGACUGGCCCAAGGAAUCGCACCCAUGAAUAUCAUUGCAGAGAGUUUGAACGUCACCAAUCCGGGUGAGAAGGCCUGGUUCGCAGCAGGCUUCUCCCUCACUGUUGGCACCUUCAUUCUCAUCUCAGGUCGGAUAGGCGAUAUUCUCGGUCAUAAGAGAGUCUUCGUUUUCGGGUACUUCUUCCUAGGAUCCUGGUCCGCAUUCGCUGGCUUCGGAGCAUAUGUUGGAAAUCAAAUCUUCUUCGAUGUGUGUCGAGCAUUCCAGGGAAUUGGAGCCGCACUUCUCGCACCUAAUGCGCUUGCCCUUCUUGGUCGAGCAUAUCCUCCGGGAAUCAAGAAGAACAUCAUGUUCUCGCUAUUCGGGGCCAUGGCUCCCUGGGGAUAUGUCGUUGGUGCAGCUUCAUCCAGUAUGUUUGCUCAAUUAGCAUGGUGGCCCUGGGCGUACUGGAGUUAUGGCAUCGCCGCAUGGGCUCUCUGCGCAUUCGCUGUGGUGGUGGUACCCGUAUCCCUUGGACACGAUGCUCAAUUCGCAGGUCGUUCAAAACCCGGCAUGGACUGGACUGGAUCCUUCCUCGGUGUUAUCGGACUCAUCCUUGUCAACGUGGCAUGGAACAACGGUCCUCUUUUCGGCUGGGACCAACCACAUGUCUACUUCAUUCUGAUCAUUGGGCUCAUCUGUCUUGUGGGAUUUGUAUGGGUUGAGGCGCAGGCCAUCUCUCCACUGCUUCCGGUCAAGGUCAUGACUAGUACAGUCACAUACACCAUGGCACUCGUUGGAAUCGGCUGGGGUUCUUUCGGUAUCUGGAUCUUCUAUACCUGGCGAUUCCUGGAGGAAAUUCGCGGAUACACGCCUCUCAGUGUUUCUGCGCAAUUCACGCCGGCUUUGAUUUGCGGUCUGCUGGCGGCUGGAGCGACGGGAUUCAUGCUCACGCACACGCCUGUGCCUUUCACUAUGAUGAUAGCUAUGGCAGCCUUCUUCCUUGGACAAUUGAUAACUGCUACCCAGCCCGUCAAACAGACGUACUGGGCGCAGAUGUUUGUUGCGAUUUUGAUCAUGCCGUUUGGCAUGGACAUGUCCUUCCCUGCAGGAACGGUCAUUUUAUCAAACCACAUGCCUCGAGAACACCAAGGCCUGGCCGCCUCACUGGUGAACACAAUGGUCAACUAUUCCAUUUCCAUCGCGCUGGGAAUCGCUGGGACAGUAGAGGUAAGUGUGAACAAUCACGGCGCCACAGAAGCAGAUCUGGUGUUGGGCAUUCGCUCUGCGUGGUGGGUGGGAGUGGCACUUGCAGGAUUCGGAGUCAUUUUAGGGGCACUAUUCUUCGGACGCACGUGGUUGAAGGAAGGGUGGAAAGUAGAGGAACAUUAG
Molecule: messenger RNA, 1800 nt
Organism: Ramularia collo-cygni
Lineage: Eukaryota; Fungi; Ascomycota; Dothideomycetes; Mycosphaerellales; Mycosphaerellaceae
Product: related to Drug resistance protein YOR378W
Exons: 2
Coding region: 1-1800 (599 amino acids)
Biological process (GO): transmembrane transport
Cellular component (GO): membrane
Molecular function (GO): transmembrane transporter activity
Source: RefSeq, a predicted model, not a curated record